AAAACAGAAUGUGCUAUCGUGUAAAGAGUAAUCCCGAUAGGAACAGCGAGGAACAUGUCUGAGGACGAUUCAAUUGCUUUGUCACUGAGGCAGUCUCCCCGUGUUCGCGAGAGGGAGACUUCGUUAGGUCCCGCUCCUUCUAACACACUUUCGCCAUCACUCAAACCAAAAGCGGGGGCCAAACUUAAACGGUUCAAGUCCAAACCACAUCUCAAGCGAUCAUCAUCUGCUGGAGCCAAUUACAAAUUGGUGUUUUCUGUCGAUGAUGAUGUGGACGAUGAUAUAAUCGAGGAAGACGCCGCCAAUGUAGGAGGCGGCUCUGGGGCACAUUUGUCCAAGACUGAUAAGGAGUACCUUGAAGGGUAUAACGAUGCCUUACGCUCAUUGUAUCAACGCCGAGGUCGUUCCAGAUUGACAGAUGACAGCGAAGAUGGGUCUCGAGCUGCAAGUCUGAGUCGCCACAAUCGGUUCAAGGCAGUUCCGGUAGACUCGGAACACCUUCCUGGAGCUUCCUCGUCAAUUAAUGUAGAGUCUCAAAUAAUCAAAAAUUUACUCGGAGCGGAAGAAAGGUUAGAAAAUCUUGAACGUGAGGGUAAAGUAGCCGAUUCAAAUAAUUCCGACGAGGAAAGACCUCCCACUAUAGUGGAAACUGACGAAGAAGGCACUGAAGGACUGGGACGUAUUCAGUUUAAUAACAAUGUUGGCGCCGAUGACCAAUCCCCAGGUAGCAAUUCAGAUUCAGCUUCACUUCUUUCUUCAACUUCGUCCCUUGAAUCGCUCAAUCUUAGAGAGCGUCAAGAUGCCAUCAAUUCUACCCAUCCUUUCGGUAUCAAGAUUUGGAAGCCCUCCCUUUAUAAGAAGAAACGUUCGGUGGCAACUAGAGCUGAAGAGGAUAUUCAUGACUAUGACUUGAGAGAACCUACCUACCGGAUCUUUUGGGGUGUCUACUUAUGUAAUAUCAUUUGGUCAUGUACUUUCGGUCUUGGUCUAUAUCUUGUUUGUGUUUUUGGAUGUCUCUUGGUAUUUGUCUUCUCUGGAUUUGGUCUUCAUCGAUCUCUGAGACGUUAUGUCCAACUUCUAUUCAGUGUUGCAAAGUAUUGGUUAUUCCCAUUUGGAAAAUUUGUUCUUCUUAACAAGGAUAAAAAUUACAUGGAUGAAGAUCAAUUGGAUGGGAGAUCUUUAGUAGAAUUUCAACGUUGGAGAGAACAAGAAGAAGGUAGACUUUUCUUUGCACCUCCAAGAAGAUAUACCACCAAUUCUGAAUCAAGACCAUUACUCAAGGACCAUAAAGGAAGACCAUUGAGUGAUGCAUAUUCAUCAUUGGGAGAUCAAACUGACCCUAAUGUAUCCAGUGCAACAAUUGAAGAUGAUGCUGAUGAAGAACCAUUUGAAAUUUCCGAUAUCAAAAAGAGAUUUUUCGGUAGAGGUAGUUGGUCUUCAGGGAGAUUAAUGUUUUAUCUUUACUUCUACAUAGUCAUACAACCAAUUCUCUUUGUGAUUUCUUUCUUUUGUUGGUUGUUUGUAUUCACGAUCCCUAUGGCGAAGAUUAUGUCAAUUAUUUGUGAUCAUCUUAGAAGACAUCCUCUUGCACUUCAUUUUGAACUUGAAAAGGAAUAUUAUGACUCUCAAGGGAAUGAAAGUGAAAGUCUUCAAAAUAAGAGAAAACACCAACUGAUCAUUAUGUGUACAUAUAGAUGUUGUGGGUUCCAUUACUACAAGUAUACUAUUGAUGGUACCAACAUCUUCUUUAUUAAUUUAUUGAGUGUUGUUGUCUUUGUUAUUUUGGAUUACUACUUACUCAAGGAGAAUUUUGGUUUCGAAUCAUGGUACACUGAGCCAACAUUUAUAUUUUGUGCCUGUUUGUUUUCCGUUAUCCCAUUGGCAUAUUUUAUUGGCCAGGCUGUCGCUUCCAUUUCAGCGCAAUCGUCAAUGGGUGUAGGUGCAGUUAUCAACGCAUUCUUCUCAACAAUUGUUGAAAUCUUUUUAUAUUGUGUGGCUUUGAACCAAUCUAAGGGUAAAUUAGUUGAGGGAUCUUUGAUUGGGAGUAUAUUGGGAGGUGUUCUUCUUCUUCCAGGACUUUCCAUGUGUGGUGGUGCCUUAAAGAGGAAAACUCAAAGAUAUAACCCUCGUUCUGCUGGUGUUUCUUCAACCAUGUUACUUUUUGCGAUGGUUAUGAUGUUUGCCCCAUCUAUGUUUUACCAGAUCUAUGGUACAUAUGAAAUUAUCUGUACCAAAUGUUCUGCCACUAUGAUGGGUAGUCCAAUUGAAGAUGACUGUACAAAGUGUAGAUUUAUUCAAUCUUCCUUCACCUUGGAUGCGCUCUAUCAUACAGUGAUCAGACCAUUUUCUUUGAUUGUAGCACUCGCAUUGUUCCUUGCUUAUACUACUGGUUUGUACUUUACUUUGAGAACACAUGCUUCAUUGAUUUGGGCUACAAACUCACAUGAACAAACAGCUGCUACGAAAAGGGAGGAAAAUGUUGCAAGAACACCAAGUGUUAUAAGUUUAGAAACUCCAAAAAAGUCAACAGUUGUUCAACCUGAUGGGAAGACUAAAGUGAGAAGUGCACUUUCAUCUCCAACAAUUGAAAUCGGUAAACAAAGGUUCCCAUUAGUUCAAAAACCUUCUUCUGGAAAUAUGCCCACCACAAAACCAAAGACUCCAAACCAAGAGCCUUCGAAGAGGAACAGCCUUAAAGAUAUCCAGGAAAAUUCCACCCAACUUCAAGAAGAAGAUGAAACUACAGGUGGCCACGAUGCUCCUAAUUGGUCAAGAAAGAAAUCUACAGUUAUCUUAUUGGGUGCAACACUAUUAUACGCUAUUAUUGCCGAAAUCUUAGUUGAUAAUGUGGAUUCUGUCCUUUCCGAUUUCCCGAUUAACCCAAAAUUUCUCGGGUUGACGGUAUUUGCAUUAGUUCCUAACACUACCGAAUUCUUGAAUGCUAUUUCCUUCGCUGUCGGUGGUAACGUGGCAUUGUCGAUGGAAAUUGGAAGUGCAUAUGCUUUGCAGGUCGUUCUUAUCCAAAUUCCAUCUUUGGUGGUUUACUCCAUUUACAAGAAUUUUAAGGAUGUAGACAUGCUUUUCACAUUAGUGUUCCCUAGAUGGGAUAUAAUAGCAACCUUGAUGUCCAUAUUCCUUUUUACUUACAUUUAUGCAGAAGGGAAAUCGAAUUACUUCAAGGGGGUGAUUUUGAUACUCAUUUAUUUUGUUGCUCUUAUUGGAUUCUGGUUUAAUGAUAAGAUUGAAGAUUUAGACGGCGCAAGUGUUAACAGCCGCUUUGCUGCAAUGGGGAGUAUUUACUAACAAAGCCUUACAUAUAUAUGACAUAUAAAAUAAAUGAAAAAAACAAA
[Candida] anglica is the source of this 3350-nucleotide messenger RNA. Lineage: Eukaryota; Fungi; Ascomycota; Pichiomycetes; Serinales; Debaryomycetaceae. The record is from the annotation of a GenBank genome assembly.